AUGACUUCUCCUCCUGUGAUUGUUAUUGAUAAUGGCUCAGGCUUUAUCAAAGUAGGCAUUGCAGGUAAUGAAGCUCCAAAGUCUAUCUUCCCUUCAAUUAUUGGUACGCCAAAGUCCGAUCAAUUGAUGGUUGGUGGACAAAAUAAAGAUUAUUUUGUUGGAUUUGAAGCAGUUGCAAAAAAGGACUUACUCAAUCUUAAACACCCUAUUGAAAACGGUGUGAUUAAUAAUUGGGAAGAUAUUGAAAGAAUUUGGCGCCAUUCAUUUUAUGAUGAGCUCCAUCUUGUACCAGAGGACUAUGCAGUAUUAGUAACAGAAAAACCACUUACACAGAGAAGCCAUCGCGAGAAGCUAAUGCAAAUAAUGUUCGAAACAUUCAACGUAAAAGCCUAUAAUUCACAAAUGCAGCCUAUUCUUGCUUUGUUCAGUUUAGGUAAGACAGCUGGUAUAGUAUACGACUCCGGUGAAGGUGUAUCUCAGACAGUUUCUGUUUAUGAAGGCUAUGGAAUUACACAUACAAUAGUUCAAAGCGCUGUAUCAGGAAAUGAUCUCACAAAAUAUCUCUACGAAAAAUUGAAAGACAAAAAUGUCGAUCUUUCAACAGCAAAUCAAAUUAAAGAAAGAGCUUGUAAAGUUGCUCUCGAUUACGCAACAGCAUUGCAGGAAAAGGAAGAUCCACUUCCAUAUACACUUCCUGAUGGCUCUGUUAUUGAAUUAGGUACAGAAAGAAUCACAUGUCCCGAAUUCUUCUUCCAGCCAUCAUUAAUGGGUGCUAAAUGCGAGAGUGUUCACCAGGGCAUUCUUAACUCUAUUACCAAAUGUGAAAAAGAGAUACAGAGUACCUUAUUUAGUAAUAUCAUUUUGGCUGGUGGUUCAACAAUGUUCCGUGGCCUUCCAGAACGUAUCCAAAAGGAAAUUGUGUCUCUCGCACCACCAUCAGAGAAAGUUAACGUUAUUGCAACUGCUGGAAGGCGAAAUGCAGUUUGGCUUGGAGGAAGCGUCAUUGCAUCCCUUGAGGCAUUCCCACAAAUGUCUAUUGAAAAAGCUGAAUACACAGAAGAAGGUGUUUCUAUUGUCCAUAGAAAAUGUUAUUGCUGA
This is a messenger RNA of Trichomonas vaginalis G3, 1098 nucleotides long. Its product is annotated as actin 3 family. The coding region runs from base 1 to 1098 and encodes 365 amino acids. The record is from RefSeq and is a predicted model, not a curated record. NCBI's taxonomy places the organism in Eukaryota, Parabasalia, Trichomonadida, Trichomonadidae. The transcript has a single exon.